Molecule: messenger RNA, 1891 nt
Organism: Gadus morhua (Atlantic cod)
Lineage: Eukaryota; Metazoa; Chordata; Actinopteri; Gadiformes; Gadidae
Gene: bsx
Product: brain-specific homeobox
Exons: 3
Coding region: 178-882 (234 amino acids)
Biological process (GO): regulation of DNA-templated transcription
Molecular function (GO): DNA-binding transcription factor activity, RNA polymerase II-specific; DNA binding
Source: RefSeq, a predicted model, not a curated record
CUAAAACCUGUGUUCCUCCCUCCAAUAGAGUCACUAACUCUCGCACAGGGUACUCUAUAACCACACUCGUCUUGGGGGUCGAUAGAAGUGAGACUUUGUUUUUGUAUGUGUGUCUCCACACAGCGAUAUAAAAAGAAGAGAGGACCGAUGAACAGUGAAUUCAAUUUUUGAAAAGUUAUGAGUAUGAGUAUGAGUAUGAAUUAUACGUCUCCGGCGCCGCAGAUGCCGACACAGAGAUCCACAUCUUUCUUCAUCGAGGACAUCUUGUUACACAAACCCAAGCCCCUGCGGGAAGUGAUACACUCGCCGUUCUCGAGCUCCCUGGCGUCUCGGAUGCCCCUCCUGGAGUACGGAUACCCGCUGAUGCCCACACCGAUCCUGGCGCACCCGCACCACGGGCUCCACAAGCCGGAGCACCACCAGUACUUCUUCACAUCUGGGAUGCAAAUGCCCGCGUUGUUUCAGCAUCACCCCGAGCUGCCGGGCAAGCACUGCCGGCGUAGGAAGGCUCGCACAGUGUUCUCCGACUCGCAGCUGUCCGGCCUCGAGAAGAGGUUCGAGAUCCAGCGGUACCUGUCAACGCCCGAGAGAGUGGAGCUUGCCACGGCGUUGAGUCUUUCAGAAACACAGGUGAAAACGUGGUUUCAAAAUAGGCGGAUGAAGCACAAGAAACAGCUGAGGAAGGCACAGGACGAUCGGAAACAUUCGAGUGACACGGACCCCCGGUCCACGGAGAACUCGAGCGAGAGCGAAGUGAACGAGAAGCACGCGGAGGAGCUGAAGGGCGGGACGGAGCCCGGCUCCUACCUGCUGCACGAGGACGAGGACGAGGACGAUGUGGACAUCGAGGAGGACAUUUGCUCCCCGGAGCAUUUACUAUAGUAGGCCUGGCUGCCCUGCGUGGUGUUUGUUUUAUAAACGGGACGACGAAAAAACACAAAUAAUCUACAGACUUUCCCUUUCGAUAAGAGGCGGCGGCUAUGUUGCUUUGUAAAUAGUAUAUGACCACGUCAAUAUAACGAGCAUGACAAUAUUGCAUUUUUUUAAAUUAUGGAGGCUAUUGUUAAUAUUGUUAUAAAUAUUGUUUGUUUUAUUUUUAUUCGUAGUUGUAGUAGUAUUAUAAUAUUCCAUUACGCAGUAUUUAAAUAGGCCUACUGUUUAUAAUCGAUGGGAAAUACACCAUAAUUCCUUCUGCACUUUUCAAUAGCGAAUUUCUUACCAAGCACAGUUUGUUACUAAAGGCUUUUUGGUUUUGUUAUUUUGACACACACUGUCAAAAUAAUAUAUUUACACUUUUUCGAUUAUUGUCUAAAUAUACACAAUAGGCGUAGGCCUACUAUUGUCAAUGGCAUAUUGUCGGAUCAUUUUUUAUUAGGACUUUUCAUAAUUAUUCUGUUAUUAUUAUGAUUAUAUCAUCUCUUAUUUCAUCCUAUUAUUACUGAUAUUGUUAUUAUAUUAUCCUAUUGUAAUUAUUAGGCCUAUUAUUAUUCCCAAAUAACUGCAAGCAGUCCCAAAAUGUGUGUAUCUGUAUUGUUACUGUCAUGGUGGGCUGAAACGGCCCUCUUUGUACCCCUGCCCGCUGCAUCCAGCGGGCCACAGACCGCACAUGGCUGUCUGGGACUCCGAGCUGCGGAGAAAUGGACUGAAUGCGUGUAAAUAACAUAUUUUCUAAUUUUGAAUAGGCUAUGCAUAGCUCAUAUUUAGAUCUGUCUUCUAUGGGCACUGUGUAAAAAUGAGCAGUUAAUGUUAUCCAUGUAGGUCUAUAUUACCACAUGUCUUCAAUGUCCAUUUAAGAAUAUGUCUUGUUGAUUGUAUAGCCAUGAUCUGUUCCGUUCCCAAUUAAAUGAUAAUAUACAAUGUAUUGUUGAUAUUCAGAGACGCUUGUUGCAUG